AUCAAAUUUUGACAUUCACAUGUAAAUGCCAAACACAUUUCAGGCAUUCUAGCGAGUAUGUUAUAAUGUAUAUAACCGCAAUGUCAUUCGUGUUGAAGCUCCGUAAGGUAUUUCCGUAUCACUUGCAAUUCUCGCAAAUACGUUUUAUGCACGUAUUGCCGGUAAGGCAUGCAAGUGACUGCAAGACUAACCUCAAGGAGGUUUUGAGGUCCAAGAUUGGCGCUGAGCAGGAACGCAUUAAAAAAUUCCGGAAAGAGUAUGGGAACACAAAGGUUGGUGAGGUCACUAUCGAUAUGAUGUAUGGUGGUAUGAGAGGUAUCAAGGGCCUUGUGUAUGAGACCUCACUCCUCGAUGCAUCAGAAGGAAUACGGUUCAGGGGACUUUCUAUACCAGAAUGCAAGGAACUAUUACCCAGAGCACCCGAAGGAUGCGAACCCCUUCCAGAAGGCAUAUUUUGGCUCCUCCUGACAGGGGAUGUCCCGAGUGACGACCAGGUGAAGACCGUGUCCAACGAAUGGACCAAACGUGCUGGACUGCCCCGCCACGUGACCCAGCUGCUGGCCAACAUCCCACGCGACCUCCAUCCUAUGUCCCAGUUUGUCACAGCGAUUGCUGCAUGUAAUAACCAAAGCUGUUUCUCCAAAGCGUACGCCGAAGGAGUCCCCAAGUCCGAGUACUGGGAACACGCGUACGAAGAUGUUAUGAACUUGUUAGCAAAUCUGCCACUGAUCGCUGCGGCUAUUUAUAAUAAUGCUUAUAAAGGCGGAGAGGCCUGCUUGGAGAUUGACAUAGACCAGGACUGGAGUUACAACUUCGCCAAGCUCUUAGGCUUCGACGACCCUGGUUUCACGGAGAUGUUACGCUUAUACUUAACCCUUCACAGUGACCAUGAGGGUGGGAAUGUGUCAGCGCAUACGACACAUUUGGUGGGAUCCGCUCUGAGUGACCCCUAUCUGUCAUUUGCUGCUGGGAUGUGUGGAUUGGCCGGGCCGCUACAUGGAUUGGCCAAUCAGGAAGUGCUUGUUUGGCUGAAUAAGUUGAGAGCGAAGCUAGGAGAUACGCCAACGGAGGAGCAGGUCAAGACUUUUGUGGAACAGACGUUGAAGAGUGGACAAGUAGUUCCAGGUUUCGGCCACGCUGUCCUGAGAAAAACCGAUCCAAGGUAUAUAAGCCAGAGAGAAUUUGCUGAAAGGCACUUCCCGGAUGACCCUCUGUUCAAAAUAGUGUCAACCUUAUUCCGUGUAGUCCCUCCGGUAUUACAAGCUACAGGAAAGGUAAAAAACCCUUGGCCCAACGUGGAUGCCCAUUCGGGAGUGCUUAUGCAGUACUAUGGACUGACUGAGAUGAACUUUUACACGGUGUUCUUCGGAGUGUCAAGGGCAUUAGGGGUGCUUUCUGCCCUAAUAUGGUCCAGAGCGCUUGGUUUACCGCUUGAGAGGCCCAAGUCUAUGACUACAGAUUCUUUAAUGCAGUUGGUUAAGAAAGACAAAGAGCAGCAGAAGCCCAAAUAGUGAUAUGCUUUACUUUUUUGAUUAGAAUCAUGUAUUUGUAGGUAAUGUGAAUUAAACGUUCUGCUGCUAAUAAAAAUAUUGUUCCA
Messenger RNA from Acanthoscelides obtectus, 1597 nucleotides. The record is from the annotation of a GenBank genome assembly. Lineage: Eukaryota; Metazoa; Arthropoda; Insecta; Coleoptera; Chrysomelidae.